This is a messenger RNA of Thelazia callipaeda (thelaziosis nematode), 1421 nucleotides long. NCBI's taxonomy places the organism in Eukaryota, Metazoa, Nematoda, Chromadorea, Rhabditida, Thelaziidae. The record is from the annotation of a GenBank genome assembly.
AUGGCUUCUUUGUUCAUAGUGGGAGAUCUAAUUGGUGGUGGCAUUGUUGCAAUGCCUGUUUCAUUCAGUGACACAGGUUUUACAGUAGGUGCCAUCUUUAUAAUUUUAAUAUGUGUAAUUUUUACGAUAACUGGUUGGUUACUUGCUGAUACGUGGGAGAUAAUGAGGAAACGAUGGCCUGAGUAUAAAAAGCACUGCAGGACACCAUAUUCGGAAAUGGCUAGGCGAUGCAUGAAUGACACAGCAGUAGUUGUCACCAAGAUAACUGUACAUUCAACAUUAUUUGGUGCUACGGUGGUAUAUAUACUUCUCUCCUCUAAAAUAUUUCAAAAUUUCAUGGCAUACUUUGAUCUAAAAGUCGGCUUUUGUUGGUUACCAAUUGUUGUAACUGCAUCAGUUUUGCCUGCAACAUUUCUCAAAUCACCAUCUGAUUACUGGUGGACAGUAGUUCUCGGUGUCGUAUUCACCGUCGCAUGUGUCCUUUUGAUACUUGUCGGAGCAGUUUUGGAUACUCCAUACUGUUUUCGAGAAGCUUACUAUCCAAACAUCUCCAUGAAAGCUUUAUUAGGCUUAAGCAUAUUUUUGUUCGCUUAUAAUGGACACCAAAUUUUUCCAACAGUGCAAAAUGAUAUGCGCCAUCCAAAACAUUUCAAAAAAUCAGUUAUUGUGGGAUUUCUCCUCGUCGCAAUACUUUAUAUACCUAUGUCAUUCUACACAUUUAUGGUUUAUGGCAACAGUAUGGUUGAUUCCGUAAUCAACUCCAUACAAAUAGUUUGGAUUCGCUACUCUGCUGACAUGUUACUUGCGCUACUUUGUAUUCUGACUAUUAUUAUCGCCAUCAACCCAGUUAAUUUGCAGUUGGAAGAUACUUUCAGUGUUCCACACAAGUUUUGCUUUAAACGAGUAGCAACUCGCACAAGUUUAAUGCUUGUCGCACUUUUUGUUGGCUUAACACUUCCGAAUUUUGGCGCUGUGAUGAAUUUAUUUGGAAGUACAACAGUGCCUUGCACUUGCGUGAUUCUACCAACUUUAUUUAAUCUUCAUAUUAAAAGCGCUACUUAUGAUGCGGAAACAAAUACGUGGAUUAUCCCACCACUUUCUCAAGUGUUGCGAAAAACACCGAAAAUGACACUGAUAGUGUUAGCCAUAAUAAAUGGUGUAACAGUAAUUUGCUCAGUCAUCGCAACCGGAAUGUCAGUGAAAGAAAUUUUGGGUGAACGAUUUGUACCGCCCUGCUAUCUACUACCACUCUUUCCUGCUAGCAAAGUCAAACGUCUCAGUGCACUUACAUUCCACUGCUGUGGAAGAUUUAUGAAUAUUUCAAGAUCUGACAUUUCAUGUGGCUCAGUAAUGUAUGCUUUCCUAUCGUUCGCUAUAUUAUGCAAUACUUUUUUUCCACAAUUUUUGAGACAAAAGUGAUA